UACUCCUUGUGCUGAGUGGCCUGAACUUAAUUUAUAAAAUGUCUCCUCUUUAUUCUUUUCAUUAGGUUUAGAAGCUGAAAAAUCGUCUCGCCAAUCAGCAACAUGCCGGAGCUGAACUGCUCCCUUGCAACCCUUUUCGAAAUAGGUACCACAGUUUUCAGUGACAUAGGCUGCCCCGAAGCUGCUGUGGUGUGUGGGAUGAAUAUCUCUUGGGUGUUGGCUAACGCUACAGCAGAUCUGGAUGACUUAUGCUUAAGCGAGGAGGAGUACCUGGUCAGGCGCCUGGGCCCUCUAAGGUCCCCAGUGUUCCUUCCCGUCUGUCUCACCUACCUCACCAUCUUCACGGUAGGCUUACUGGGCAAUUCCCUGACCUGCGCAGUCAUUUUGCGCUACAGGGUGAUGCAGACACCCACUAACUACUAUCUGCUGAGCCUGGCCGUGUCUGACCUACUGGUGCUGCUGCUGGGAAUGCCGUUAGAGCUCUAUGAGAUGUGGCAGAACUACCCCUUCCUGCUCGGGGAGGGAGGGUGCUACUUCAAAACCUUCCUGUUUGAGACAGUCUGCUUCGCCUCCAUCCUCAACGUCACAGCGCUCAGCGUGGAACGCUACAUGGCGGUGGUGCACCCCCUCAAAGUCAAACACAUGACCACACGUGCUCACGUCAGGAGGGUCAUCUACAUGCUGUGGGGGCUGUCCAUGCUGUGUGCUGUGCCAAAUACCAGUUUGCACGGGAUUUGGGUGCUCCCUCCAAGGUUUGGACGACAGUUUCCCCGAUCAGCCAUCUGCUAUGUGGUCAAGCCCAUCUGGAUGUACAACCUGAUCAUCCUGAUUUCCACGUUGGUCUUCUUCCUGCUCCCCAUGCUGAUGAUUAGCAUUCUCUACCUGCUCAUUGGCUUGCAGCUACACAGGGAGAGGGUGAGGACUGUGGUGGACACGAGGGGUAACUUUGGACCAGAAAGUCUCUCCAGGUCCCACAUGCAGAAGCUGAACAAACGCAACCUCCAAGUCACCAAAAUGCUAUGUGUGCUGGUGGUUGUGUUCGGCCUUUGCUGGGCUCCCUUCCACGUGGACCGCUUGAUGUGGAGCUACAUGGACACCUCGUCCAAGCAGCACCACAAGGUCUUCGAGUACGUCCAUAUCAUCUCCGGAGUCUGCUUCUACCUAAGCUCUGCCAUCAACCCCAUCCUCUACAACCUAAUGUCCACCAGGUUCAGAGAAAUGUUCAGUCACGUUACCUGUUAUUCUAACAGCUGGCAGACUCGCUCCAGCUUACAGAUGACCCAACGCAGCACACUGAGCGAGACAAUUCCCAACAGUAUGAAAUGGAAAAACGGAAUAAAUGAGUAGAGAAAUGCAACUUAUACAGGGAAUGAGGGGUCA
Molecule: messenger RNA, 1380 nt
Organism: Micropterus dolomieu (smallmouth bass)
Lineage: Eukaryota; Metazoa; Chordata; Actinopteri; Centrarchiformes; Centrarchidae
Product: neuromedin-U receptor 1-like
Exons: 3
Coding region: 103-1347 (414 amino acids)
Biological process (GO): G protein-coupled receptor signaling pathway
Cellular component (GO): plasma membrane
Molecular function (GO): neuromedin U receptor activity
Source: RefSeq, a predicted model, not a curated record